This is a messenger RNA of Falco peregrinus (peregrine falcon), 8249 nucleotides long. RefSeq names its product transportin 1 (gene TNPO1). The record is from RefSeq and is a predicted model, not a curated record. Gene Ontology annotation, molecular function: small GTPase binding; nuclear import signal receptor activity. Gene Ontology annotation, cellular component: cytoplasm; nucleus. NCBI's taxonomy places the organism in Eukaryota, Metazoa, Chordata, Aves, Falconiformes, Falconidae. Bases 291 to 3092 code for a protein of 933 amino acids. Gene Ontology annotation, biological process: protein import into nucleus. The transcript is spliced from 25 exons.
CCGCGCUUCGCCCCGCGUCUUUCGCGGCCGCGGGCGGUGUCCCUGUGCUCGGGCGGGGGGCUGCGGGUUUCCCGCCGGCCGGGAUUGAGGGGCCCGCGUUUUGUCGCCACCAGGCUCCUGACGGUGUGGGACGCAGCAGGGACAGGCUGACGACGGCGCCGGCGGGCCCGAGGCGGUCCGGGCGGGCGGAGACGUGCCCGGCGCUAGGACCCAGGAGGACUACAAAUUCGCCGUGACUCAGGCUGCUCGGCGCGCAACGCGGCGGGUGGUGACGGGAGUAGGGAACCAAGAUGGAGUAUGAGUGGAAGCCGGACGAGCAGGGGCUCCAGCAGAUUCUGCAGCUACUCAAGGAGUCCCAGUCCCCGGACACCACCACGCAGAGGGCUGUGCAACAAAAACUAGAACAACUCAAUCAGUACCCAGAUUUCAACAACUACCUGAUUUUUGUUCUUACAAAGUUGAAGUCUGAAGAUGAACCAACACGUUCCUUGAGUGGUCUCAUCUUGAAGAAUAAUGUAAAAGCACAUUUUCACAACUUUCCCAGUGGUGUAACUGACUUCAUUAAAAGCGAAUGUCUGAACAAUAUUGGUGAUUCCUCCCCCUUAAUUAGAGCUACUGUAGGCAUUUUGAUAACAACCAUUGCUUCAAAAGGGGAGUUACAGAAUUGGCCUGAACUCUUACCAAAGCUUUGCAGCCUGUUGGAUUCUGAAGAUUACAAUACCUGUGAGGGUGCUUUUGGCGCUCUUCAGAAGAUAUGUGAAGAUUCUGCUGAAAUUUUAGAUAGUGAUGUAUUGGACCGACCACUCAAUAUCAUGAUACCUAAGUUCUUGCAGUUCUUCAAGCAUAGCAGUCCAAAAAUAAGGUCUCAUGCUGUUGCAUGUGUCAAUCAAUUUAUCAUCAGCCGAACUCAAGCUCUUAUGUUGCACAUCGAUUCUUUUAUUGAGAAUCUGUUUGCACUUGCUGGUGAUGAGGAGCCUGAAGUGCGCAAAAAUGUUUGCCGUGCUCUGGUAAUGUUGCUGGAAGUUCGAAUGGAUCGCCUGCUUCCACAUAUGAUUAGUAUAGUUGAGUACAUGCUUCAAAGGACCCAGGACCAAGAUGAAAACGUGGCUUUGGAGGCUUGUGAGUUUUGGCUGACUUUGGCUGAACAGCCGAUUUGUAAAGACGUAUUAUGUCGGCAUCUUACUAAGCUGAUACCUGUGCUGGUAAAUGGUAUGAAAUAUUCAGAGAUCGAUAUUAUUCUGUUGAAGGGGGAUGUUGAAGAAGAUGAAGCUAUUCCAGACAGUGAGCAAGACAUACGACCUCGUUUUCAUCGUUCACGGACAGUGGCUCAGCAGCAUGAAGAAGAUGGUAUUGAAGAUGAUGACGAUGAUGAUGAUGAACUUGAUGAUGAUGAUACUAUUUCUGACUGGAAUUUAAGAAAAUGUUCUGCUGCUGCUCUAGAUGUCCUAGCCAAUGUGUUUCGUGAUGAACUUCUGCCACACAUCUUGCCCCUUUUGAAGGAAUUGCUUUUCCAUCCUGAAUGGGUAGUUAAAGAAUCUGGUAUCCUUGUUCUUGGAGCAAUUGCAGAAGGCUGCAUGCAGGGUAUGAUUCCAUAUCUUCCUGAGCUGAUCCCUCACCUUAUUCAGUGCCUCUCCGACAAAAAGGCUCUUGUGCGCUCCAUUACAUGCUGGACUCUUAGUCGCUAUGCACACUGGGUAGUUAGUCAACCCCCAGACACAUACUUGAAGCCAUUAAUGACUGAGUUGCUAAAGCGUAUCCUGGAUAGCAACAAGAGAGUACAGGAAGCUGCCUGCAGUGCCUUUGCUACUCUAGAAGAGGAGGCUUGUACAGAGCUUGUUCCUUAUCUUGCAUAUAUACUUGACACUUUGGUCUUCGCAUUUAGUAAAUACCAGCAUAAAAAUCUGCUCAUUCUUUAUGAUGCGAUAGGAACUCUAGCAGAUUCUGUAGGACAUCAUCUAAAUAAACCAGAGUAUAUUCAGAUGCUAAUGCCUCCAUUAAUCCAGAAGUGGAACAUGUUGAAGGAUGAAGAUAAAGAUCUCUUCCCUUUAUUAGAGUGCCUGUCGUCAGUUGCUACUGCCUUGCAAUCUGGCUUCCUUCCAUACUGUGAACCUGUGUACCAGCGUUGUGUAAAUCUGGUACAGAAGACACUUGCACAAGCCAUGUUGCAUAAUGCUCAGCCAGACCAAUAUGAGGCUCCAGAUAAAGAUUUCAUGAUUGUGGCGCUUGAUUUACUCAGUGGUUUAGCUGAAGGACUUGGAGGCAACAUUGAACAGCUAGUGGCUCGCAGCAAUAUCCUGACACUAAUGUACCAAUGCAUGCAGGAUAAAAUGCCUGAGGUACGGCAGAGUUCUUUUGCGUUGUUAGGUGAUCUGACAAAGGCCUGUUUUCAGCAUGUUAAACCUUGCAUUGCUGAUUUCAUGCCAAUUUUGGGAACCAACCUAAACCCUGAAUUCAUUUCUGUGUGUAACAAUGCCACGUGGGCAAUUGGAGAAAUCUCCAUCCAGAUGGGUAUAGAGAUGCAGCCUUAUAUUCCAAUGGUGUUGCACCAGCUUGUAGAAAUAAUUAACAGACCAAACACACCAAAGACGUUGUUAGAGAACACAGCAAUAACAAUUGGUCGUCUUGGUUACGUUUGUCCUCAAGAGGUGGCCCCCAUGCUACAGCAGUUUAUAAGACCCUGGUGCACCUCUCUGCGAAACAUAAGAGACAAUGAGGAAAAGGAUUCAGCGUUCCGUGGGAUAUGUACCAUGAUCUCGGUCAACCCUAGUGGAGUAGUCCAAGACUUUAUUUUUUUUUGUGAUGCUGUUGCAUCGUGGAUUAGCCCAAAAGAUGAUCUCCGAGACAUGUUCUGUAAGAGCGCCUUGCAGCUUACUAUGGAGUUUAACCUCAUGCACUGUAGCUGCAGUCCCAUAAUUAGAGGUCCUUCAGUCUGGGAGACUAUGAGGGAGCCUCUGCACCCAGGGAAAAUGUUACCCUUUACUGGGGGGAAGGGUAAACCAGUAGGGAAUACAGUACAAUCCCAACCCUACUGGGAGGGGCGGGAGGGAGGUGUUGCCGUCACUGUAUUAAGUCGAUGUUGGGAAAUGUUUUAACAUCUGGAGCCUUUGUGGGUGGAAAUCUGUCUCCUAUUACAACUCUGCACUGUAUGUGAAGAAGAAAAAAAAAAAAGAAUCUAGUCACAAAACAGCACAUUCUGGAAUAUUAUGGGGAAUUGUACCAAAAUAAGAACCAUGUAAUUGAAUCAUAGGGAUAUGUAAAGAGGAAAACUAUUUUGCGCACAAUAAAGGAAACCCAAGAAUGGGGGUCGCAAACAGUAAAAGGCUUUCUUUUUUCUUUUAUGUUUUUUUAAGUAAGGGUUUUCUACAUUAUUUCAUCCUGCUUGAUGGGAUUCCUAGGUAUUUGCAUGUUAAUGAAGAACUACACAAAUGAAGUUAGUACAGUUAAAAUGCAGCUUGCAUCUGUAUUAGGCGCAGGCACUUGCAGUGUACAAUAUAGAAACCCCAUAGUAAAUUUAAUAAAGGUUAACUUGGACAAAGUGAAGCAACCUGCAAGCUGCCAAAUGAGUCACUCCUUUCAUUUUUAGGGUAAGGGGAGGGACACUUCAAAGGAAAGAUUGACAUCUUUAUUUUUACAUUAAAAAAUAAUUAAAGUAGUGGAUAUGAUUUAAUUAUUGUACUUCAUUAGAUUUAAUUUCUAGAGUAAAGCAUUAUUCUUAAUGUGCAGUUUAAGGUUCGGGCAUGCAUUCUGGCUCAUAGUGAUCAGAAGUAAUUUAGUGGGAAAGUAGCAUGCUUGCAUCACAUAGAUUGAAACUGGUAUACUUUUACCUAUGUUGCGCCAGUUUUGUGUUGCAGUUUACCAAUUCAAUAUAGCCCUGCAUUUAAAAUUCCUUUUCAAGAUUCUGUGGAUUUUUAUUUGAUUAAGAAUAUAGAUAUAAAGUACUGUAGUUAACAAUUAGGCCUUGAAAUACCUUUUUAGGAUCUGUUAAGAAUAAGAUUGAUAUUGUAUUGUGUGUAACCUGCACAAUGUGGAAAGCUGAUAUAGCUGUGCAAAAUAUUUGCCUCUGUGCUGUCAGUGUGAUGUGCUUUCUGCAUGGUUAUAUACUAGUGAUUUUAUCAGAAUCUCUAAAAAUGAGUUACAUGGUAAGACCCGUUAAAGGCUGCAUAAAUGUUAGUUGGCACGUAAAGACAAUUGUAGAAGUUGAUGACAUGAUUGCUAUAUUUGUGUUUAUUCCCACUCAACAUACUACCUUCUAUGCUUUCUUUUUGUUCAAAGCAUGAUCUUAAAGAGAUGUUUUAAGUUAAUAGAUGUAAUGCAGGGUAUCUACACUGUAUCGGCGCAUGUUGGUGGCCCUUUGUGAUGUAGUUAAAUGCACAAGGGUGCAAGUUUAAAGCUACGGAGUGAAAGUUGGUUUGGAUCCUCUUCAUUUCAUUUGUUUAGCUUUUCUGUUGUGUUUUUUUUUCCCUCUACUUACAUGUGUUCCUGUGAAUAAAUCCUUGUUAAGUUAACCCUUUACUUUUCCUUCCAUGUGUAUUUUCUUAGUACUGUGAAUGUGAAAUCCUAACUGGUACACUUGAUCUUGUGUCCAUCUGAAAGUGGCAAGUCUUUAAUAAUUUAGAUUGCCUAAAGAGUAUCCCAUGAUGAUAAAGGAAAAUGGAGAGAUUUUUAACUCUGCUGGUCAGAGGUGAUGCCACACCUUUCCAUUUUUCAAGUGCUGCAUAAUUAAUCUGCAAAACAAAAUUAAGCCAUAACAGCCUUUUUGUAGAUGUAGUUUCUCACCUUUGCAUUGCAAAAUGGAUACUGGAUGACAGGUUUUGGGUUUUUUUGUUUGGUUGGUAUUUUUUUUAAGAACUUGCUCUUCUUUGCAUGGUUCUGUUCUUCGACUGUUGAAUGAUUUAGCCAUUGCACUGAAGUUUGAGCUGUGUGAGUGUGAACAUUAACGAGUUUUUAUUUUUAUUUUUUUAAUGUAUGAUAGCAUGCAUGUUUUACAUGCCCCCACCCCCUCUUUUUUUGGCUUUGCAAAUUUUAAUGGAUUAUGCCUGAAAAAUAGUUUGGGCAUGUACUGUAUGAAGUACAUUCACUAAUGCUAGUACAUAAUAUUUAUUCAGUUUGGUCAAAAUUGCAUGUGGUAACUUGCUUUCAAAUUACAUCGCUUUGGUAGCAAAUGCAAAAUUCCUUCUUAACUAGUAACUCUGAAGCAAAUUAGUAGUAGUCACUAAAACCACUUUAAAAGCAAAUUCUGGAAGGGAAAAAACCCCAAACCUUUACAAUUUAGCAAGGUGGGAUGUUAUUUUAGAUCCAAACUUGCUUUAAUUUUGAGUGUGUUUUGAACAUUAGGGAAGAGUUUCAGAGAAAUGACAUUAAAAAAUCUGUAGAAGAAAAAAACUACCCAAAUAAUUUAGAAAGCCCUUUUAACCAAAUAAAACCACUCCACCUCACCCCGGAUUAGCUUAGGAUGCCACUUUUGUACAUACGUAUUUUAAUAGGUAUUUGUACAGAUGUGAACUGAUCUCGUAUAACAGCAAGGAAAAUAAUUAAAAUAAGGCAGAAAUAAACAGUACUGACAAAGUAGUCUCUUGUAUCAGUAAGUUCUGUCAUGGUAUAUUUUACUGCAAAUAAACCAUUUCCUAUUGCAUAAUAUAGCACAGAGAUUUGCAGAAGCCAUUUAGGGUUUAAUGUGAGGUAAGAAAAGUUCUGAAACAGCAUUAACAUUUAUAAUUCAAUUAUUGCAUCAUGGGAUAUGUAAAAAGCAUCUUAAUUCUUGUGGUGUAGUCUUGACAGUUCUUGAAUGUGGACUGAAUGUUUUUACUGGUAGAAUUGUGAGUUUGUCUUUGUUACAUUCCAGUGUUUCUGCCUCUUGGCAUGCUAAAAGCACGGCUUACUUCAUUUGCUCCUUACACACUGAAUAAAGUGCUGUUAGUGUGCUAAACUACAGAAAUAGCCGCUGCUAAGUAAUGGUGUAGAUUUUCUACUUGAAUAUUUUUGUUGUAGGAACCUCAGGAGGUCAGUGUUUACUGUUUUUUAUAUAUGCCUUUUUCCUGUUUUGAGUUUCCCUUUUUGAAGGAUGCUGAGAGUGAACAAAAGCUGCUGAUCAACCUAAGUUGGUAACAGAAAGUAUAUUUACAAUCUUUGUAAAUGCAUCUUUUUGGCAGUUCUAAAUUGUUGUUAAUCUUAAAUGAAGUUCAAUACUAAAUUUUUUUCAUUACACAUUCAGGAAACAGCUCAUUUCAUUUAGGGAAAAAGAUCAGAAUGGUUCAUUAUUUUAACCAGUGCAAGCAAAAAUAAUCAAUUUUGUAAAUUUUUUCCAAAGCUUGAUUAUUUUCUAAAUCAGUGAAUAUGUAUAUAUUUAAAUUGUAAUAAGCUAAUUCUUAUGCUUUAGUUUAUUGCUCCUUAAAGCUUGUACUCAGAAGAUUACUUUUAGAAGAAUGGGUUUAAAAUUUAUAAUCAUUAUAAUUUUUAAAAGUUAAGAAAUCAGAUAAAUUUUGUAACUACUGAUAUACACUGUGAUUUUUUUUUAAUUUUUUUUUGUUAGGACUUUUAUGUUAGCUUAGCAUCAGUCUUAAUUACUUAAACUGCAUAUAUUGUAUAGUAGUAAAAAGUAUAUUUUAAAGCUUCAAGUGGCUUUCCUCAAGCGAAACUCAUUGCUACUUAGAAAUAUUCAAAUACUAGCUUUAUCUCAGGUGAAUACUCUUGUACCCUUUUUGUUCAGAACACAUGCUAAUAAAAAAGUGUCUUAAUUAUAUUAGUUUAUGUAUUUAAUUUGGGCAGCUUCUCUGUCUUAAACUUACUCUAACCUUCUAUUGUGGGACAAUAACAACUUGCUUCACCUAUUUUAUUCAUAUUGAACGUAUUAACACAUAAGGUGCAAAAACAUUCUUCCCUUGAGGAGAAUGCAUCCAUAUUCAAACAAUUAAAAAUAUUUCUUGAAAAAGGCUUUAAAUGCACCGUUAUAUUAGAUAUCAUUUGUUUCAGAUUUUCUCAAGGAAAGAAGUUGCAACUUAACACUAAUUGCUUCAAUACUGUCUCUUUCAUGAGGAUGAUAGAUGCAUAAAGCUUCUAUAUAGGGUCUAAAGAGUAACUUUCUGUCUUAGAUAAAGGUUAAGCUCUACAGCAAAAUGACAAAACAUCCUGCCGUUAUCUCAGUAUAGACACUGAUGUUGUUUGUAUACAUAUUUGUUACAUAUUACAUAAGUAUUUCCAGUAACCUCAUCUUGAAUAACUAAAGCUUGAUCAGUAGCUGUGUAUUUCACUCACCUAUGCAUUCUCCAGAAUGACUUGCAUCCAUCAGUCUUACAGGUGUUCUUCUCCAGUAGAAAAAGUUUCUGUCUGCCACUGAUGCUUACUCUUUGCACUUAAUGGUUGCAGCAAGCCAGUUUUAGAUUAUUGUUUUAAAUGGGAAACUGAGGCAACUUAAGGAAACUUGUUGCUUGCCUUGACGAGUAUAUUCUGCUAAAAUAAUGAUACUCACUUGAAUGUACUUAUAUGAGGGAAGUUUAAAAUGGCUCUAUAAGAUGAAUCCCUGCGUGAUGUUACAUUAUACUUUAAAUAAGCCAAAUCCACUUCUCAAAGAAUUCAGCACUUACAGUAUAGUAUCGUUUUCCUGUAAGCUGGUUCUGUUGUGCUACUUUCACCUUAGGUAUCUAUUUCCUUACUUUGGGUGAGCAACAAAAUGGGGUGUUUCUUGCAAGGAUGGAGAUUAGAAAAAAAGAUUUGUAUAAGCAGGUUCAUUUGGCUGUCGAAAUCUCCAGUGUAAUACUAUCUCUUUUCAUGGGAAGAAAUAAGUAUUUAUGUUGUACGUUGUCUGACUUACUAAUAUUAGAAACUUAAAAAACCUUAAAUUGGAUGCAGUGUACAAAAUAGUUUAAAAUGAGAGAUGACUGGAUCUUUCUGCUGACAACUUAGGUUGUGUGAGUUUUGCUUGAAAGCUUUAAAUCUGAUGUUUCUGUAUUCCACAAUGUUGGACUGUUUCCUUCAAACAUAUCCUCCUGCAACCUCUCAAACUGUACUAAAUUGAGUGAUAUUUCCUGAAGUCUGCCUAUGUGCUAACAGAACUUCAUUUUAAAUAGAAUAUGGUUUUAAUUUUUGAUAAGCUGCUGAAUUUUAAAGAGUUUUUGGGGCCACCAAAUAUUUUGGAUCAUGCAGAGAAUAUAUAUUGUACUGUAGUAAUUUUGUAUUUACAUUUGUAUGAUGUGACAUAAUAGAUGUGAAUGUUAAUCACUGCUUGAUUAUGUUAAUAAAGUUGUUUAAAUAUA